GGGAGUCUGCAACAAAAAUGGGAAGCGAGAAGUAUAGUCGUUGAAAGAUUUUCCGGGUGAGUUGAUCAUGAGAAAAGAAUAAUUGUGUAUAUAUUCCUUCAAAUAAAAAAACAAGCGAGGAGAGCGCGGGAGAGAUCAACAUGACGGAAUCUGAGGAACGAGGGCAGGAUGGGAUGCGGAGCAACACCGAAGAGGAUCUCAAGAUAUUCGAAACUCUUUGUAUCUCUUCGCCUCAACAGUACGAUCAGCAAGAUGCCAUGGCGCAUGACGUGACGACGGCGUUGAGAAGCGAGCUGGCGGCCUUGGAGUACAAACGCGAUCGUCUAACGUCCGAGUUGCAAGAGAUGAAGAGCAGCAUGAGGUCUCGGGAUCAGAGGGUGACCGAGCUCCAGGUCGAGGCCGAUCAACUUCGGGAGCAGGCCGCGAGACAAACGGCCGUCAUCGGGAGCCUCAAAAAACGAAUUCAAGAGCUCGAGGAACGGGAACGGAAUUUGUACGCGUCCCAGGGAAGGAGCGAAAUAACGGUCCAGGGCUUGCAGAGGGAUUUGAAAUACCACGAGGAAAAGCACCGGGAGUACGAUAAAAAAAUUCGCCAACUGGAGCACAGCAUUUCCGAGGAGAUUGAAAUGAAAGAACGAGCUCGCGUUAAUCUCCAGGAGUUCGUGAGGAGACUCGCUCACGCCUUGAACGCCGAGUACUGCGAAAGCUCGUACCACAGCCCGGAAGUCGUGAUUCACAAGGCCGAGGAACUCGUCCAAGAGGUUAACAGACUUCGGACCAAGUCCUCGAACGUCGAGACGCACUUGGCGAGCGUCGAAGUCGACUCGCGCACCUGCCGGGACGCCCUCGAUCGCGUCACCGCCGAGAGAGAUCAACUCCAGAGACAAAUCAAUGGCCAAUUGACCGAAUUGGAUCGACUUCGCCAGGACAAAGAGUGCCUGGAGAUGCAGUACAGAGUGGCAGAGAGGGAAGUGACGGAGCUGAGGGACAAGCUGGUAAACGCGAACCGCAGCAUAACGAGCGCAACGGGAAAUAUCUCGAGCCAGGAAGCCUUGAUAUGCCAAUUGCGAGAGGAUGUGAAAAGCCGGGAAGAGAAAAGCCAACGAGUUCAGAACGAAUUUCGUCACUUUCUUGAGUCCCUCGCCAUUCUGGUGAGCAAUCCGAGCCGAUUCGUCGAGUCGCAGGAGAACGCGAUCAAGGAUCGGGUCCGGGAGAUCCUCGCGGACGGCAAGGACAGCUCUGUGAAAAUCCAUUCGCUGAGGGAGAAGAUUGAAGCACUCACGGAAUCGGCGAACCGACAGUCGGAACUCGCCGAAACGAGCAUGACCAAAGUACGCUGCUUGGAGGAUGAACGAGCUUCCUUGGAAGCUAGGAUACGAAAAAUCGAGGCUGAACUCACCGACUGCGAACUGACUAAGGAAGCUCUCAGAAGGGACAAGCAUACGUUCACAAUAUUUCUCGAGCGUUUGGGUAAGGCGAUGCAGAUGGACGAAAUAUCUCGGGAAAUAGGUCUCGAUCUCCAGACUGAAGCCUUGCUCGUGCGAGCAGAGCAGCUCGCUCGUCUCGAGACCGACAAAAUCGUCGACAAGCUUGUGUGCUGCAACUACACGACCUUUCCGAGGAUCAGACGCGAGAGAUCCUUCAACGAGCUGCCUUGCCUCAAAGAAACUUCCGUCGUUUAUCAACUGCAACGCCGGGUACGAACUCUUCGCGAGCAGCUGCAGCGGAGGGAUCUUCAUCUCGAUCUGCUCAGGAGAAAGUUGUCGCUGCAGGAGGAUGGCUGUAGGAUCAAAUCGAUGUUGCAAGCGGAAAGAGACGAGGCGAACAUUCGAGCGAAAAAGGCUGUGAAACAGGUGGAUCGACUGACGAUUCAAUUGGCCGAGGAAAAAUCGCGCAAUCGUGAAUUGAGUGCCCAGUUAACCGAGGCUGCCGAUUACAAGAUCGCUGCCCUCGAGCGCAGUCGAAAGAUCGAAGAGCUCCAGAAACGUCUCGUCGAGAGCGAGAUGCUGAGAACUCGUUAUGCCAGAAAGCUGACAAUGCUGAAGGACCAAAUGCGCACGAGCACGGAAACCGCCGAGCAGGAGAGGUCGAUCAACGAUCAUUCUCUCCAACUUUUGAGGGACGAACUCGCCCAGGUCAAACAAAAUCUUUCGGAAAUUACGCGAAGGGAAUCUCAGUUACAGAGCUUCCGGGUUUCCGUUGCUAAAUUAUUAUCCGAGCCAAUUUGUACGCCGGAUUACGAGAUAAUAUCUCGUCUGCAGAAAAUGGUCUCGGCGCAUCGAGACUUCACGAUGCUAUCGCGAAGAUACGACGAGCCUCUCGAAACGAGUCCAUCCAGAUGCACGAGCAUCCACCCGGUGCAUUCGUCGCAUCCUCCGCGUUCGCCAGGAUCGCGAUGCACUCGUUACGACGACAGUGGCUUUGCGGAUCCUCCAGACCUCCGGGACAUCGAGGACGAGUACAAAAGGCCUUCUCGAAGUAGCUUGCUUCCAUGACGUCCGAUGCAGUGCAGCACGGUGCAGCGACCUCGAUUCUAAAUAUAUAAACACGAAUCUCCAAUCCAGUGGAAUAAAAUCGACAUUUUCACAUGGAUUUUCAUUGAAACGUUAAAUUGGCUACGAAGCUAGUGUUCGCAUUGUGUUCGAAUGAGAGCGUCGCCUGCCGAGGGGCCCGGAGGCAAGGGAAUGCAGCUCAUCCUCGCGUGUCAGGCUCGCUCUCGCAACAAUAAUAACGUGCACGAACGAAGGAAGUUUCGUAGGAAAAUAUGACGUUGUACGUAAUGAAAUGUGCGCGGGUUCUUCGCACCCCGCGAGCGUUGGGACUGUGCAAAUGUCUCUCGUUAGCCUCCCACUCACAGGGGGCUCCUAAAAACUUGGUACAAUGUCCAGCUUCAGCUAUAAUCGUACUGUAAAUAAAUAUCAGCUCGAUAUACUCA
Messenger RNA from Venturia canescens, 2935 nucleotides. RefSeq names its product coiled-coil domain-containing protein 170. Bases 141 to 2495 code for a protein of 784 amino acids. NCBI's taxonomy places the organism in Eukaryota, Metazoa, Arthropoda, Insecta, Hymenoptera, Ichneumonidae. The transcript is spliced from 15 exons. The record is from RefSeq and is a predicted model, not a curated record.